AGGAAAACCCCAAAGCUGGAUGACUGUUUGACAGAACUAACGUCGUUUUAGUUGACUAUUGGACUACGAACGACACUUUAAAGUAGUCGCUGCUUUACACGCAACGCGAAAUUUUGGUUAUAUCAAACAACAUAGAAGUCGAAACAAAAAGAAGAUAUCCAAAAGUCGUUCCUUGCACUUAUGCUGCUUUAAAGUGUUGAUAAAGUUGUAGGAAUUUUUACAAUUAUGAAUUUGUUCACCAGAUCCUUAAUCUGGAUAGCAAUAGUUUUAACAACAAAUUCAUACCUUGCUUCAAGUCAAAAAUGUGGAGGAACUUGCACACAAUGCAGUAACAUAUGUGUUGGUAAAAAAGGAGAUAGGGGCAGUGGAGGCUUGCCGGGAUACAGAGGACCUCCAGGAUUACCGGGAUUUCCGGGUCCUGAAGGUCCCAUUGGUGCACCUGGUGAUAAAGGAGACUCCGGACAACCUGGAAUGGUUGGUGAUGCAGGAUCAAGAGGAAAAGUUGGACCACCUGGUCUACCUGGAAAUCCUGGAAGACAUGGUCAUCCUGGUAACGAUGGUAGACAGGGAGAACCUGGAUUGCCUGGAUGUAAUGGCACUAAAGGAGAUAGAGGACCGAGUGGACCACGAGGACGGGAUGGCACAAGAGGAGAUCGAGGUUUGACUGGAGACGUUGGUCCUGCUGGUGAACCUGGUGAUUCAACAGCCACCCGUUUAAAAGGACAAAAAGGUGAACCUGGAAGGGAUGGAGAUCAGGGUUUUACUGGAGACCAAGGAAAUACUGGCGAAAAGGGGAACACAGGGGCAAAAGGAAACAGAGGUAGGACAGGUGGUAGAGGACUCAAAGGCGAACCAGGCUUUCUGAGAAACCUUACUUACCUUGGUGUUAAAGGAGAUCGUGGACCAAAAGGUAUACCUGGUCCACCCGGUAUAGCAUGCCAAACACAAGUUACUGGGAAUUUGACAACGGUUGAUGCACCAAAGGGAGCUAAUGGAACCAAAGGUCAAAAAGGAGAGCCUGGAUCACAAGGUCCCGCUGGAAAGUCUGGAGAACAGGGAGAUGACGGCGAACAGGGUGCUACUGGUGACAGAGGAGAAAGGGGUGCAAUUGGACCUAAGGGAUCCAAAGGCAUGAUCGGAAACACAGGCAGAAGUGGAGAACAAGGACAGAGGGGAGAAAUUGGUCCAGUUGGAAGUCGUGGUGAAAAAGGUGAUACAGGUCCGAAAGGUGACCGUGGAAUUACAGGGAAUGCUGGAAGAGACGGAGAACCAGGAAGGCCAGCAACAGGUACACCUGGAGCACAAGGCGAUGAAGGUCCGCGCGGUCCUGCUGGAAGUGAUGGAAUACAGGGACCUGUAGGACCAGCUGGUCCUCCCGGAAAAAUGGGAGAAACAGGACCUCUUGGUCCUAAAGGUAAUGACGGUGAACCAGGCCCUGCUGGUCCAACAGGCGAAAAUGGAAACCCGGGUGAGCCAGGAAUGAAAGGUCCUACUGGUCCGCAAGGACCACAAGGAGAAAAAGGAAACACAGGCAUACCUGGAAACCCUGGUCUAAGCAUGAGUGGAACACCGGGAAUGGAUGGUGAUACUGGGCCACGUGGACCCCCAGGAGAACAAGGACCAACUGGUUUUCCAGGACCUGCCGGUAAGCCAGGACAAGUUACUACAGAAAAAGGUGAAAAAAUAUUUCCAGGUGCCCCCGGAGAAAGAGGCCCACCAGGACUAAAAGGGGUUGAAGGUGAACAAGGUAAAACUGGUAGGCGGGGAGAAAAAGGAGCACCAUGCACAUCGUGCCCUCCUGGACCACAGGGAGAAAGAGGUUUGCCUGGUCAAGCAGGUAUUGAUGGUGCACCAGGCGAAAGAGGUUUAAAAGGCGAAAAAGGAGGAAUUGGUGCUGAAGGAAGUGUUGGUAACCCUGGUCCGCGCGGUGAAACUGGACCGCAGGGAAACCCAGGUGAACAAGGACGUCAAGGAGCGAAUGGUGCGAAAGGUGCUGCAGGGAAAGAUAUAGUUAUUAACGGGGAAAGAGGAGAUCGGGGUGAGCCUGGCCAACCGGGAAGUACUGGUCCUGUUGGCUUUCCCGGAGCUAUAGGUCCGCGUGGUGAUCCAGGCAGCCCUGGACCACCAGGAGAGAAUGGAAUUCAAGGAGAAACUGGUGGUAAUGGAGCGCCUGGUCGAAAUGGUAUUGAUGGAGAAAAUGGUGCAAACGGAGAAAAAGGUGAACCUGGAGUAGGCGAAAGAGGAUUCAGAGGAGAACGUGGAGCUACUGGACCAAGAGGGCUAACAGGUCCAAGAGGACCAAUCGGACAACCGGGGAAGAAAGGUGAACCAUUUCCAACCAUCUUAAAGGGCCCACCAGGUUUGCCAGGUCAGAAAGGAAAUACUGGGCAAGCAGGUCCUGCAGGAGCAGUUGGUCCCGCAGGUCCACCAGGUGUUCAAGGAGAAGACGGUCAAAGAGGAGAACCUGGAAAUGGAGAAAAAGGAAAUAAAGGAAACCAAGGUCUACGUGGACAACCAGGACAAGUAGGAGAAAGAGGAAGAGACGGAGCUAAUGGCAUACGUGGAGAAAAGGGAGUACCUGGACAAGAUGGUCCAGCAGGUCCAGCUGGUCCUAUCAAGGGUGAGAAGGGUGAUUCAGGAGAUCCUGGUGAGCGAGGGAAAGACGGUCCUCCUGGAACUUCUGCAGCGCGGGGAUUACCUGGAGCCCCUGGCCUAAAUGGCACGAAGGGGGAAAAGGGUGACUCCGGAUCGCGUGGAAGUUCAGGCGAUCCAGGAACUAGAGGUCCACCGGGUAACAGAGGUGAGAGAGGAGAAAAAGGAGAUCGUGGAGAAUCUCGUGCUGGAGAAAAAGGAGAUCCUGGCAAGGAAGGAAAACGAGGAGAAAAGGGACGUGAUGGACGUGAUGGUCAGAAUGGAGUUGGUAUUCCUGGACCAAGAGGUGAUCAAGGUGAGAGCGGUAACCCUGGAGUUGGAGUUAGAGGACCACCAGGAGAGCGAGGUGAAGAUGGGCUACGUGGUGAACCGGGUAAAUCAGGCUACAAAGGUGAUAUCGGACCCCCAGGGAAGGAUGGGAAAGAUGGAACACCAGGAAAAGAUGGCGCAAUAGGGGAGCCAGGAGAAACUGGAAAAAAAGGAGACACAGGACCCGUCGGGCCGGAAGGAAGAGAAGGAGAAAGAGGAGAACCUGGAUAUGUUGGAGAAAAAGGAGCUAAGGGUAAUUCUGGUCCACGGGGACCUCCCGGGGCAACAAGUAGUGUUCAGGGACCAAAAGGCAGCAGAGGAAGACCUGGUCAAAUAGGUGAACCAGGAAGACAGGGAGAACCAGGUGGCCCUGGGCCACAAGGGGAAAAAGGAGAUCCAGGUAUUGGUACUGAAAAGGGAAACAAAGGUGACAUCGGUCCCCCUGGACCCGCAGGGGAAAAAGGCGACAGGGGUGAACGGGGUUCUGAAGGGCGUCAAGGGGAAACAGGUAGGGAAGGAGCCAGAGGUGAGCCAGGACGAGAAGGACCACCAGGUGCUAUAGGAGAUCCAGGUUUACAAGGAAGAGAUGGACCAGCUGGUCCGUCAGGCCCACCAGGAGAAAAAGGAAGCACAGGUUUUAUUGGCAAGCCUGGAGACAAAGGGGAACCAGGCCCAAAAGGACCAAAAGGAGAUCGUGGAUUAUAUGAAAGAGGAGAAACUGGUCCAAUCGGACCCCCUGGACCAACUGGACCCCAAGGACCGCCUGGAAAGGAUUAUGUUUUAUCUGUUGAUAAAAUAGAAACAGAUAUUGAAAAGGGUAGCAAAGGACAGAGGGGAAAACAAGGCGAAAGGGGAGAGCGAGGUGAAAAAGGAGAAAUAGGUGAACCAGGUGUUAUAGGCAAUGUUGGCGAAGACGGUCCAGCAGGUGAUGUCGGAGAUAAAGGAGAUAAAGGAGAAAAAGGAAGAGAUGGUACCCAGGGGACACCUGGUGUUAAAGGAAAUAGUGGUGCUCCUGGUCGUGAUGGUCCAAUAGGUGAAAAGGGAGACGUAGGUACACCAGGCCAGGAUGGUGCCACUGGCCCUCAAGGACAACAAGGUCCAGAGGGACCAACUGGUAAAUCUGGAGAACCAGGAAGUAGGGGAGAUAAAGGUGUGGCUGGGCCACCUGGUCCAGAUUGUCCUGAAGUAAGAGGACCUUCUGGAGAACGUGGAGAGAAAGGAAAUACGGGGAACAGAGGCAAAAAAGGAGAACCAGGACCACCAGGAGAAUCAAACGAAAUAGGUGCUAAAGGUGACCCUGGUGAGCCAGGAGAAAAGGGCGUUGAAGGAGCUGCAGGUCCCCAGGGUGAAGAUGGACCCUCUGGUAGAGAAGGAGCCACUGGACCACCAGGACCAGAGGGUUUUAAAGGACAGAAGGGUGAACCCGGGAAAUUAGGUCCAAUCGGACCUAAAGGAAAGGAUGCCGUAGGAACAGGUGAGAAAGGCGACAAAGGAGAAAAGGGUGCAACCGGUCCCGUUGGCGCCGAUGGUCCAAGAGGAGAAGAUGGUAGCCGAGGGCCUCAAGGGCCACCAGGACCACAAGGUGAUAAAGGCGACAAAGGGGAAGAUGGUCUGAGUGGUCAAAAUGGUCAAGAUGGACCCGCAGGCCCACCAGGCCCACAAGGUGUGCAAGGAAAAGAAGGAGUAAAGGGAGAUUUUGGACCACCAGGACCGGCAGGAAAGAGCGGAUCAGCUGAUUUUGGUCACUAUCUUGUCAAACACAGUCAAUCAACCACUGUACCCGAGUGUCCGACAGGUAUGGCUAAAAUGUGGGAAGGGUACAGUUUCCUGUACUCACAAGGAAAUGGAAGAAGUCAUGGACAAGAUCUUGGUCAACCUGGAUCAUGCUUAUCUCGUUUCAGUACUAUGCCAUUUAUGAUUUGUGACUUGGAAAACAAAUGUACAGUAGCCUCUCGUAAUGAUUACUCGUACUGGUUGAGCGCACGAGACGAAAUGACUAUGAUGCCAUUGAGAGAUGCUGAAAUUGAGAGGUUUAUUUCAAGGUGCGUUGUGUGCGAAGCACCUGCUAAUGUCAUAGCUGUACACAGUCAAAGUUUGUCUAUUCCAACUUGUCCAAAUGGAUGGAGAAGUGAAUGGGUUGGGUACAGUUUAUUGCAGUAUAACGCAGCUGGUGCACAAGGGUCUGGACAGAUGCUACAAUCCUCGGGUUCCUGCUUACCUAAUAUGCGGAACAAUCCUUACAUAGAAUGUCAUGGUCGUGGCACAUGUUGGUACUAUGCAACGCAAGUCACCUUUUGGCUGUCCACUAUAAACGAGCAAAAUCAAUUUGAAACACCUGUUUCCGAAACACUGAAAGGUCAAGAUAAGGUCAAUCGAGCUAGCAGAUGUUCUGUUUGCAUUAAACAGACCAGCACAACAUCCUCGAACGAACCUUAGAUCUAACUAGAAUUUAUUGCACAAAAAGCAAGGCGCGAAGGUAUCUAUUGUAUAGUGAAAAACAACAAUCAGUAAAUUGUGUAUAUUAUACAGAAUAGUUCUUGCAAAAUAAUUUAUAUUUUGCCGAACUAUAUCAGCAAAUUUGUAGCUGGUCAGCGGUUAUAUGUAUUAAAACAAUUUUACCACAGAGAAUGUUAAUUUAAGAUAGCAAACUUUUUGUUUGUUUGUUUGUUUGUUUGUUCAGUUUUUUACACAAAUUGUUUCACUCGAGCUUUAGUAGUUUUCCUCUCAAACUUUUAAAUUCCGACAUAAAUUGCCGGUUUGUCUCGCUCACUUAAACUCUAUAUAAAAAGACACACACAUAAAAUGUGAUAGCUUUUUUCGAUAUUUAGGAAUGCAUUUUGAUAGUUUUGUGAAAGCCAUGGUGAAUUGAUUUUAUUCCAGAAUAAUAUCUGAACAUAUUUAACUCUUUACAUAUUAUUGUCAAAAAAAUAUUUUUUUAAAA
Molecule: messenger RNA, 5902 nt
Organism: Hydractinia symbiolongicarpus
Lineage: Eukaryota; Metazoa; Cnidaria; Hydrozoa; Anthoathecata; Hydractiniidae
Product: collagen alpha-1(I) chain-like
Exons: 24
Coding region: 226-5397 (1723 amino acids)
Cellular component (GO): basement membrane; collagen trimer
Molecular function (GO): extracellular matrix structural constituent
Source: RefSeq, a predicted model, not a curated record